GUAAAAUGCCCGCUCUACAUUUUAAGUUUCCGACGACCUACCCCUCAAAACACUCAGCUAGCAAAAACCCUAAACCCCAUUAGUCGAGAUUAGGUUCCCUGUUAUUGCAGAGUUUGGUGUGGUGCAAAAUAAUGGGCAGGAAAACCGCCUCCAAACCACCUGGCCUUUGUUCUUUCAGUGAACAGGGAAAGUUCUUUGCCAUUGCAGACGCAAAUGGCUCUGUCAAAAUAUGGGACACACGUAAUGGAAAUCUUCAAGUGGAAUGGAAAGACUCCAAUGGCGAAGAACUUAGUUAUUGCACUUGUAUGAAAUGGGUUUUCACUAAAAAGAAGUCGCAGAGAAGACGUUUACCAGACAUACUUUCCCUUGGCACACGUGGCGGUGAUGUUCUGACCAUUGAUGUGGCCACUGGCAAGCUGAAAUGGAAAUCCACUGCAUGUCACUCAGGAGGUGUAACUGCGCUUUCCUUUGCAAAUGAAAGUCGUGCCUUGCAUAGCGCUGGUGUUGAUGGAAUGGUGUGUGAGUUGGAUUGUAAAUCAGGAGAACUUUUAGGCAAAUUUAAAGCUUCAAAAGGGUCUAUUGCUUCCAUGUCUGUUUCCCCAAAUGGAAAGCUUUUAGCUGUGGCCAGUAAAAAGAUACACCUGUUCAAUCUGGAGAAUCAAACUGAAGUUCACAAGUUCCGUGGUGGCGAUGUCCAGCAUUUGGGUUUUUCAGAAGAUGGGCAUAGUUUUUUGUCAUCGUCAUUUGGUGAUGAGCGGAUUCAAGUAUGGAAGUAUGAUGUUGAAAACAAAACUAGAUCACCUGCUGCUUCUCUAUCCAUGCAAGGGCUGCCACUAAUAGUGGAAAUAAGCAAUGCAGGUCAGGAUAGAGGGGGGCUUAGAGUUCUUUCGGUUUCGGAGAAAGGUGUUGCGUAUGUGUGGCAUGGCCAUAAUGUUUCUCAAGGGGAAUUUGCCCCCACAAUGAUUGACAUAAACUCAUUCCAAAGAAAAGGCGAUGCAGAGAUAGAGGGGAUGGAUCAUGUUUUUGCUGCCAAGUUACUUGAUCCAGAAAGCAAUUGCCAUUUGGCAGUUUGUGUUGCUUAUGGUGACUCAGCCAAGCCGCAAUUUCGUGUUUGUGAGGUGACUGAUUCUCAAAAGAUGGAAGAGGUCAAUGAAACAUUGGAUGUUCCAAACCUCAAGAAGAAAUCAAGUAAGAAGCGAACAGCAUCUGACUUCAACAGUACAGAAAAUGUUGAUAUGGGUGGCUUGGAGUUAUCUAAUGAAGAUGCUGUUCAAUGUAAUAUGAAUGAGCCAACUAUGGAGGAAAGACUUGCGAGUUUGGAUGUACAUGAGGAUGCGAAGUUGAACGACCAUACAGAACAAUUGGACUCUUCCAAUCCGGUGCUUCCGGCUGCAGAUUCAGUUAGUGUUCUACUUAGGCAAGCGCUGCACGCUGAUGAUCGUGCUUUGUUAUUAGAAUGCUUGAAUACACCGGAUGAAAAGGUUAUAGGGAACACAGUUUCUAUGUUGAAUCCAUCAGAAGUCCUCAAGCUUUUCAAUAGCAUCUUACCUAUGUUUGAUUCACGGGGUACGAUAAUUGUCUGCAUCAUUCGAUGGAUUCGAUGUUUGCUUCUUAAACGAUCAAGCUGCAUACUGUCUCAAGAUUGCUCAGUAUAUGUUCUCAAUUCACUUUACCAGGUGAAUUGUCCUCCAUACUCUUCGCCUGUUGAUGCACUUUUAGUCAUGGCAAUUGUGUUUCAUUUGCAGCUCAUAGAGUCGAGGAUAUCUACCUUCAAAUCAGGACUUCAACUAUUAGGCACCUUGGACCUUCUGUCUUUAGAGAUUCCUGGUGAAGACGCUGAAGCUCCGGCAAUUAUUCCUGCAAUUUACGAGGAUAAGGAUGACAGUGAUGGUGAGUUGACUGAUGCAAUGGAAACUAGUAAAGAAGAGGAAGUGAUGACAACUCGUGUUUAUGAAGAAAGUGAUGAUAAUAUUGAAGAUUAACUAGAAGUAAUGUUGAAGAGGGAGAAAUUCAAGUUGAUUCUGGUAAGGAAACCCGGUUGAAGCUUGCGCUUUUGAUAGCAAGCAAUGUGGCCGUUCACUUGCUGCAUGUUAGUAGUAUUGUUGUCAUAGCAGGUCUAAGGUUUGGUAUGGGUUUGUUUCCAAAUUAGUAAAAAUUUGUUCUCAUUUGUUUGUAAUUUGAAUGCCAUGUGGCAUGAAAAUUUUGAAGGAAAUUUGGCCUUGAAAGAAUCCUUUGGGUAGGCCUGCAAGUGGAUGUGUUUAAAAUGCCCGACAUUGCUGGGUAUGUGUUUAAAAUGCCCUUGGGCUGGGAAGGCCAAAAUUUAGGCCAAAAAAUUUGAGCCCGUACGAAUGGCAGGCUGGGCCGGGGCCUAGGUUUUGAAGGGUUUAACACAAUAUGGAAUGUUGACCCUUAUCUUGCAUUAUGUACAAUAUUACUUGAAUAUUUAACUUUUCA
Amborella trichopoda is the source of this 2454-nucleotide messenger RNA. RefSeq lists its product as uncharacterized. Gene Ontology annotation, molecular function: protein binding. The record is from RefSeq and is a predicted model, not a curated record. Lineage: Eukaryota; Viridiplantae; Streptophyta; Magnoliopsida; Amborellales; Amborellaceae.